This is a messenger RNA of Balaenoptera acutorostrata (minke whale), 4749 nucleotides long. RefSeq names its product disintegrin and metalloproteinase domain-containing protein 20-like. Gene Ontology annotation, biological process: male gonad development; proteolysis. The transcript has 2 exons. Bases 404 to 2608 code for a protein of 734 amino acids. Gene Ontology annotation, molecular function: metalloendopeptidase activity. Gene Ontology annotation, cellular component: external side of plasma membrane; sperm head plasma membrane; plasma membrane. Lineage: Eukaryota; Metazoa; Chordata; Mammalia; Artiodactyla; Balaenopteridae. The record is from RefSeq and is a predicted model, not a curated record.
GUGAGAGGGUGGACAGUGGAGGAGAGACAGCAGCAAAAGGGUGCACUGGGGUGAUGGGAAUUCAAUUCAGAAGAGAGAAAUUUAGGGAAUCUUAGCACUCUGGAACCAGAGGCUAUGGAAAUUGAGAGCCCAAGCCUGGUUCACUUCUUGGUGUCGGUCCUGAACAAAAAGGCAAAACUAAACUUUCAUUAACUUGUUUCCACUGUGGGCUGAUAAAAGUUUGCUAAAGCCAGCAGCUGGUUGUCCGUAAAAGCGAUAUACUCACUGAAGCUCUGAUGGUUCAACUCUUCCAAGACACAGAUCCAUAAAGGUCAGCCCUGCACCCUGAACAGCUCAGAGGGAGGAGCCAGACCAGUAGCGCCUGAUGCCCUGCCCUCUUCUGCCCUAAACAGAUGGCUCCAUAAUGGCAGUGGGUGAGGCCCUGGUGCACAUCAGAGUCACUCUUCUGCUGCUCUCAUUUGGAGUGUCUUUGUUCAUUUCUGACCACUCUCAAGCCAGGGCCUCCCAGCACUUCUCCUCUCAAGAAUUGGUGAUCCCCUUGAAGGUGACUGGCAGGGGCAGAAAUGCAAAGGCUCCAGGCUGGCUCUCCUACAGCCUGCGGUUUGGGGGCCAGAGACACAUUGCCCACAUGAGGGUCAAGAAGUUCUUGGUUUCCAGACACCUCCCAGUGUUCACCUACACAGACCAGCGUGCCCUCCGCCAGGAUCAGCCUUUUGUUCCUGAUGACUGCUACUAUCAUGGUUAUGUGGAGGGGGUUCCCAAGUCCCUGGUUGCCCUCAGUACUUGUUCUGGAGGUUUUCGAGGAAUACUACAGAUAAAUGAUCUUGCUUAUGAAAUUGAACCAGUUAGGUUUUCUGCCACAUUUGAACACCUGGUGUAUAAGAUAGACAAUGAUGAUACACAGUUCCCACCUAUGAGAUGUGGGUUAACAGAAGAGGAAAUAGCACGCCAGUUGGAGUCGCAAGAGUUGCAUAAUUUCACUCUGAUGCAAAGUUCUUACACAGGCUGGUGGACCCACUUGCGUUUUCUUGAGUUGGUAGUGGUUGUGGACAAUCUUCGAUUCAUUCACUCGGAAAGUAAUGUGUCAGUAGUGCAGCGUGAAAUACUUGAUGUUGUCAAUGUAAUAGGUAGCUUGUAUCACUCUUUGGAACUUGAUGUAAUUUUAACUGGGCUUGAAGUCUGGACUGAAGGAAACCCAGUUCCCAUCGAUAACAUAGAUAAGCUUUUGGAGGAUUUUGCUGUUUGGAAGUAUUUUAACCUUGAUGCCCGACUGUCACAUGAUGCGGCCCAUCUUUUCAUAAAAAAAUCAUUUGGCAUAAAGCUUGGACUUGCCUAUGUUGGUGGAAUAUGCCAGCGUCCUUUUAAUAGUGGAGUUAAUGUUUUUGAAGACGAGAGUCUGUAUGCUUUUGCAAUUGUUGUGACCCAUGAACUUGGUCAUAAUUUAGGUAUGCAGCAUGAUACUGAAUGGUGUGUGUGUGAACUUCAGUGGUGCAUAAUGUUUCCUGCCAGAGAGGUGACAAAUAAAUUCAGCAACUGCAGUUAUGCCGAGUAUUGGGACAAUCUUAUCAGUAAUGGAUUAUGUCUUUACUCUCCUCCACAUCCAGGGAAUAUCUUUAGGCUGAAGUAUUGUGGGAACCUAGUGGUCGAAGAAGGAGAGGAGUGUGACUGUGGAACCAUAGAACAGUGCAUAAAUGAUCCCUGCUGUCUGUUGAAUUGCACUCUGAAGCCUGGAGCUGCUUGUGCUUUCGGGCUUUGUUGUAAAGACUGCAAGGUCAUGUCAUCAGGGACUUUGUGCAGAAAACAGAUCAGUGAAUGUGACCUUCCGGAGUGGUGCAAUGGGACAUCCCAUCAGUGCCCAGAAGAUGUAUAUGUGCAGGAUGGGAUUCCCUGUAGUGAUGGUGCCUACUGCUAUCAAAAGAGCUGUAAUAACCAUGAUGAACAGUGCAGGGAGAUAUUUGGCAAAGAUGCAAGGAGUGCACCUCAGAGUUGCUACAAAGAAAUCAACACCCAAGGAAAUCGAUUUGGUCACUGUGGUAUCAAAGACACACAAUACGUAAAAUGUGCAUCCCCUGAUAUCCUGUGUGGGAGAGUUCAGUGUGAAAAUGUGGGAGUAAUUCCUAAUCUGAUAGAACAUUCCACAGUGCAUCAGCUUCACUUCAAUGACACCACUUGUUGGGGCACUGAUUAUCAUAUAGGGAUGUCCAUAUCUGAUAUUGGUCAAGUGAAAGACGGCACAAUGUGUGGUCCAGGAAAGAUAUGUAUCCGCAACAAGUGUGUCAGUAUGGUUCACGUGCCACAAGGCUGUCAGCCUGAGACCUGCCACAUGAAGGGGAUCUGCAAUAAUAAACAACAAUGUCACUGCAAUCCUGGAUGGGCACCUCCCUACUGCGAACACCAAGGCAAUGGAGGUAGUAAUAGUAGUGGCCCACCUUUUAAUCCCCAAGCAGAAGAGACAAGACUGAAGAAGGGAAACCAGCCAUUAUUGUGGUUUAUUCCUUUGACUUGUUUAUUUUUAUGUUGCAUCCUUGUGCUUUGUAAGAAACAUAAAAAGAAGAAGGAGGCAGAAACGAUGAAAGAAAAAGAGACUGAGGAGGAAGAAGGUGACUAAGGCUCCUGCUUCAUUUUUUUUAAAUCUCUGGUUUUUCUUUUAAUAGUAGAGAAGCAUUAGGGCAUGUCUGUUUCAAGAAAAAUUUAAUGAUCCCUCAUGUCAGAAUCAUAAGCAUUAAUAUUUCACUGAAGGAUUCCUAGCAUGUUCUUACUCUUCAGUGUGUUAAGCAAUAUUAAAAGUUCAUUUUUUUUUUCCUGGAAGUCAUCUCUUUAUGUUUCUUGAGCAAAGGCAUGGCAAAGUCACAUUUUUAAGCUAAUGUCUAUCAGUUGUAAACCUCCUCCCACCUUUGUACUCUUAAAAUGUCCAGGAUGUGCCGCUACAUACCCCAUUGCUGUUUUGCCAGCUUUUUUCCAAGUAGCUGUGCCAAAAGGGGGCAGUAGAAGUAGCCUGGAAUGAUGGAUGAAGGGAGAAGGGAGUUUACUUCCUUGUGUGCUAAAAGUUACUCUGUCAUAUUGGUAGCCACAUUUGGCUUUGGAUUGCAGUUUUGUUGACCCUGUUAGAACUAACCUCAUUCUUCAUUAGAGGUACCAGCACCAGAUGACCACUGAUACUUUCAGAGAUCAGAGUUGCAGCUCUGGGGUUAGCAGUGUGGUCCUCCUCUGAGUUGCUGAAGCACCAGCAUCAGCUAGUCACUUGCUCUCCUUAGAGGUCUUGGUGCCUGCUCUGCAGAGGACCUCCUUAAAUCAUCAGUACUUGAAUGAACCCAACUUCUUUCCUUUGUUCCCUUGGCCCUAGGACGUCUAGGUGCUUUCAGUAGUUACUUCAUUAUGAUAGUUUGAGUUCUCCAGUAGCAGACACUGAAUUAGAGGUUAGAGAGAAAGGAUGAUGAAGUCAGUUGUGCAGAUGAGAAAUAGCCUUGGCCAUUUCACAUUUCAGCCUUGGCCAACCUGGCAGCAAGCUCUAGGAUGAAUAUUGCCUGACAGACUAGUCUUGAAUUGGUCCAAAAUGGCCUGGUCUUCAUACCCUCCCCUUGCUUAUUCACUGGAUGUGGGUGCCCUGGGAAGGGUAAGAGCUUGGCCAUGCACCUCCCAGCAACUGAGACUGACCCCAAAGAGCUAACAUCUGGAGGCUCUAUGCUGAUCAUAAUCCCAGCAGCUGGUCAGCAAGACUUUCCUGGGAGGAGGAUGAAGGUGGCUCAUUUGGAAAUUCCACAGUCUGAUCUUUGCAUUGCUCUGAUCAACUUUUCUUUAUAUGUUCUGGAAACAGCUCCUCCAGGAUUCUGGCAGGCAUCUAUGCCUGUGGGGAACCAUAGAAGAGAGAGGUUAGUGGGAUGAAGCAGAGACCCUAGUACUGUGUUUGGUUCUGGAACUAAAGUUGAUACUUACUGUCUCUCCACUAUCUGUUCUAGUUUCCCUCAUCUCUAGAUAGCAUUCUGAUGACUUGGGUUGGAUGUUAACCCUGUGUUAUUACCCAGGCUCUUAUCUUUAAAGCACCCGAGUGCCUGGUCACCAUGUCUUUCUCAGGCUGGGAUUGCUGAAUCUAUCCAUUAUAGUAGCAAUAGAGCUAGAAAAUACAAAGGGGCACCUAAGGAGAUCACCUGGGUUCCACACAUAUGCCCUACCUCCUCUCGAUGAUUAGGCUCAGGUAUGCCUGUCAAGACUGUGACACCUCUUCUUGCUACUGCAGGGACACAGGAAACCCCAAAUGCCCAGGUGGGACUCUAGCUUUGUCCCACUGUGAAAGUGUGACCCAUUUGGUGACCCUGCAGAGCCUAGAGUUGCAGGGGACAGGAGGCACAUACCACCUCAGUGAGUCAUAGGGAGUGAUGGUAAGUGGUGCCACUUCUACUUCCAGCCCCUGGUUCCCACCCAUGUAGAGGUCUCUGGUUUAGUGUGUACAACCCAUCAUGGAAUGGAACUUGUAUUAGGGUUCAGCAGAGAAACAGAACCAACAGGAUAUGGUGAUUUAUAUAUUUACCCUUUCCCCAGAAGAGGAAGUAAAGCCCUCAGGGAUGUUUGUUCUUCUUGAUAUCCGGUAACUUAAAUACUAUGAUGUGAAAUUAAUAAUGAGAUACUAUGAUAUAAAUUCAAUAUGCCUUAUGCUACAUGUUAAGGGAAUAAGAGGAAAUAACAAGGAAAAAAAAGGAAAGAAAACAAACAGGAAAUAUGAAUGCAAAUGUAUUCAAAUAAAAAUAAGAACAU